Molecule: messenger RNA, 612 nt
Organism: Naegleria lovaniensis
Lineage: Eukaryota; Heterolobosea; Eutetramitea; Acrasida; Naegleriidae
Exons: 1
Coding region: 1-612 (203 amino acids)
Source: RefSeq, a predicted model, not a curated record
AUGUUGCAAUCAAGAAAGAGAGUAUUUACCUUUCGGAAUUGGAUGAUGGUUUCAUCAAUCGUGGUCAUCAGCAUGACAUUAUAUAUUCAAUUUUUAAAUUCCAUUGUAUGGGCCCACUCCUCUAGUAAUGCCAAUAAUCAAUUAAAUUCAGCGAUAUUAGUAACUACGAAUGAUGGUCAACAGGAAGAAAUUAUCAAUUAUUUCUAUGGGGAUCCUUCCGAUCUAUUAACCUCUUCAACCAGUAUUCCUGCUCCAAUACCGGAAUUUUGUGCUGGAAAACAAUUAUCAUGGAUUGUGGCGAGUAUUCUUUCUCUGGCCCUUGGAGGAUUCGGAAUUGAUCGAAUGUAUCUGGGAUAUGCAUUGAGUGGAGUUGUAAAAUUAUUUAUUGGAUUAGUAGUGAUGGUAAUGACCGUUUGGCGAUCAUGCUAUUCGUUGCAAUUAGUUGACCCACAAAAAUUACCAACUAGAAGGAAAAUUUGGUGGCUAAUUUUCAACACUUUGGUUGUUUUCACGAGUUGCAUUCAGCUAAGCCUGUGGCUAUUCGAUUUGAUCACGAUAAUGACAGGAGCCAUGAAAGAUGCCAAUGGUUGUCCAUUGAGUUAUAAUAAUUGA